UUAUUAGAGGGCGAUAGUUAAAAUUUACUUAAAAAGUUGAGUGUCAAUCUUUAAUAAUUGUUUGAAAACCAAUUCUCUCUUGAGGAGUGUUUUUUUACUUGCGCAAGAUGUGACAGCUGAUUGUUUUGAUCCACUUUGUCUUCGUGUUCCAUCUUCCCUUCCUAUUUUCGCAGCCAAGGGAGAGAAAGUCUGAUUACCAUUGUUUCAAGCACAACAAUUUGCCACUUUGGUUUAAAGUUGCGCGUACCGUGAACGGAAAGGUUAGGCAAUCGAACCGAACGAGCCAGACGAAUGCAAUUGUGAGAUCGGGGUUCCUGCGGCUUGAACGACAGUCAUUAAGCAGCAUCAAUGGCGAAGGUUAUCACACAGGAAACGUUCGACGAGGUAGUGAAAGAAAAUAUUGUCGAGUUUUCAAUGUCGGUUGACGAAGCGCGAGAAGAAACCAUCAAACAGUUCGAGGCUCAAGGGAUCCAUUUGGGUAAUAUUAUCAAGGACCUUAAGCUUAAUCCUGAAACGGGAGUACCGAUACUUAAUGACAGCGUGGAGCAGUUGAAACAGAUCCAGACGAGAUCGUUUGAUGAAGAGCAAGAAAAAGUUUGCCGCCUUUUGGAGGUGAUCAUCGAUGAGUGUAACGUUAGCGUUCCUCAUCGUGUACUAGCUGCCAAGCUGGGCGCAUACGAAUUUGCUUUGAAGGCAUUGCUUUCCGAAGACAACUUCAAUACCGACGUGAGACUUAAGCUACUGUAUACUGCCAAUGCCAUUAUUAACAAACAGCCUGAUGUAUUCGAUUUAAACUCGCUAGCCGCGGCGCUUAAGGGCCUACAAAGCGCAACGGAUGAACCAACGAUAUGCGAGCUGUUAAAGUGGUUGCAGAAAGCGUGCAUCUUGCAUGAAAUGAAUCGACAGACGAUAAUGGCAGAUAACCUAACCGUUGCGACGCUUAAAACGUUUCUGGCACGCCCCGAACCGGCGAUAAUCCGGAAUGUCUGCUGCCUGUUUCGUUACCUUAUUUUAGAUGACGAUAUUCGCUUAGAGUUCGGCAAGGCACACGAACAUGCGCGCACUUUGGCUGGCGAAACCCUAGCCGAUAUCACGCAGCUGCUGACUAGAUUCAAAUCGGACCAGGAUACGAUCUGUGAUUUAAUUUUAACCAUCGCCUCGCUAACGGUUCGGAACGAGUUCUGCCAGACGGUGGAAGAGGCCGGUGGACUCAAGUUUUUGCUCGACGCAAUGGUCGAGUUCAAUGACUCACUCAAAGUAAUUCGUGAAGCUUGCAAACUACUCAAGGCCCUGGCCGGCAACGACACUGUGAAGCUGCAGAUUAUUCAGUGCGGGGCCGCUCCAUUGUUAGAGUCAAGCCUCAAUCGUCACAAGGCCAACGAAUCGUUCGCUCGGCAUGCCCUGCUCUGCCUCUCGACACUGGCCUUGCGCGAGCCCACCAACAGCGCGGCUCUGUUCGAGACCGGAAUCACCGAAACGAUCGUUCAGGCGAUGAAAAUACAUCCCACCAGCAAGGUGGUGCAGCGAAACGGAGCCUGGGCCAUACGAAACAUGGUGUCGCGAUCGCGGGAUCAGUGUGACAGUUUUAUAGCGUACGGUGCCGAAGACGUCCUGAAUCAGGCAUUGAUUGACCAUCCGAGCAUUGCGCACGAUAUAAAAUCAGCAUUGCGUGACCUGGGCUGUAAGGUGCACCUAAACGAGGAAUGGAAACAAUCCGAUAAGUUGCAAAUUACGGCCGAUUAGGCUGCGAGUGUGCGACCGAUUAUCAUUAUCAUGGAUUUAUGAAUUAUUAACUCUUUCUAAUGUCGCACCAGGUCUCCGCUUACGCUGACUCGUUAUUUACUGCCCAUUUACAAAUUAACAAAUCAUGUAAUCAGAAGAAUAUCACCAAUCUUUUUUGAAUAAAAUGAGUUCA
Messenger RNA from Anopheles cruzii, 1915 nucleotides. RefSeq names its product armadillo repeat-containing protein 6 homolog. Bases 349 to 1743 code for a protein of 464 amino acids. The transcript has 5 exons. NCBI's taxonomy places the organism in Eukaryota, Metazoa, Arthropoda, Insecta, Diptera, Culicidae. Gene Ontology annotation, biological process: hematopoietic progenitor cell differentiation. Gene Ontology annotation, molecular function: protein binding. The record is from RefSeq and is a predicted model, not a curated record.